This is a messenger RNA of Diachasma alloeum, 1821 nucleotides long. RefSeq lists its product as uncharacterized. Bases 1 to 1821 code for a protein of 606 amino acids. The record is from RefSeq and is a predicted model, not a curated record. Lineage: Eukaryota; Metazoa; Arthropoda; Insecta; Hymenoptera; Braconidae. The transcript is spliced from 3 exons.
AUGAUCCGAGAGAUCAAAACGGGUACCCUUAGUGAAGACAGUUGGCUGGGUAAUGAGUUCAAAGAGCAACGGAAGGUCGUGUGGCGCAACCUACGUGAAUACCUGAAGAAAGGAGGAGCCGAUGAAAAGAAAAGACUGACAGAGGCGAAGGCUGCACUGAAACGAAUCUUCAAGGACAAGGUGAGGGAACUGGCUGAGGAAAAGAAAGAGCGGAUAAGAAAGAGUAGAAAUAUGUCGGACUUCUGGAAGGGACUGAACAGCUGCAGGGUGAAGAAAAGGAGAGCGGGACAGGAUAUCAGUGAACAGAGAUGGGUGGACCGGAUGGCAGAAGUGCUGGGAGACACUGAUGUCACCAGAGAAGAGGAGCCUGAGUGGGAAUGCUGGGAAGAAUGGCAUGAGCUCGAGGCCCUGGAUAAGGACAUCAGUUGGUUUGAAUUCAGUCGGGCAUUAAAUAGACUGAAGAAUGGAAAAGCUGCUGGUGAGGACGGCAUUCCGGGCGAGUUCCUAAAAAAUAUGUCUGAAGCUUGGAGAAAGGAACUGUGUCAGGUCAUACAAUCGAGUUGGGAAUCUGGAUCUCUGAGAGAUGGUUGGAAUGUGGCCCGCAUCUUCCCCAUCCACAAAGGAGGAGAUGAACAGGAUGUCUGCAAUUACAGGCCCAUAUCCGUCCUGAACUUGGGAUACAAGUUGUUGGCAAGUAUUAUGACACAGAGAUUGAACGACUGGAUAGAGGACAACGAUGCACUAAAAGAGAGUCAAGGAGAGUUCAGGAGGAGAAGAGGGACGAGAGAGCAGGUUUUUAUCCUUAACUCCCUGAUAGGGAAUAGGAUAAAAAGGCCUGGGGGAAAGCUCUACGUGGCCUUCUUAGACCUGAAGGCCGCCUUUGACACUGUCGACAGGGACCUACUCAUGGAAAAACUGUGGAAACUAGGGAUUAGGGGACGUUUCUACGACAUGGUAAAAUCCAUCUACAAAAACACAGUGAACGAGGUGAUCACAGGUGUGGGGAUCUCCAGCAGAUUCAGUACGGGCAGAGCAAUGAGACAGGGAUGUCCUCUCAGCCCUCUCCUCUUCAACCUCUUCCUGGAUGACAUAGACACUGAGUGGGAGAAACUUGGGGGGUUCACCGUCAUAUCGGAGCACGCUACAGACCUGAGUGAAAUGCUGAAGAAGGCUGAAGCCUAUGUAAUAAGGAAUAAACUGGAGAUCAAUGUAAAGAAGACAAAGGUUCUUGUGUUCAGAAAUGGAGGUCGCCAAGUAGCAAACGAGCGUUGGUUCAUCAAUGGGGAAGAGCUGGAGACGGUGAGCAGAUUCAAAUACUUGGGUUUUGGUUCACCACCAAGAACACUAUGGGCGAGCAUAGCUGGUCUCAGCACCCUGAAAAGUAGACUAUACAUACUCAGCACCCUGGGCAAAGCUGGUGCUCUCUAUUGCGGAGAGAUCUGGGGUCUGGUGAGGAGGGAGCCUAUUGAGAGGGUACAGGGAAAGGUGGUGAAAAUGGGAAUGGGAAUCACGAGGAAUACCCCAGCCUACAUCUGGACAAGAGAGAGCCAAAGAGGUAGUCUAGAACUGGAGAUGAGGAGAAGAGCCCUCAAAUACAUAGGUGAAAUAUGGCAGCUAGAGGAGGACAGGCUGAUUAGGACAUGCCUAAAAGAAGAGCUGAGAACACUUGGGAACGGUUGCCCUUCUGCCUGGGGUAGGACCCUGCUGGCUGCCUUGAAGGAACAAGGGGAUGAAGAGGUCUACAACAAAUUGUACAAGGGAGAAAUGGAUAAAGAGGCGUUCGACGAGUGGCUGAAAGAGCAUCUGGACAAGCAGACCUAG